This is a messenger RNA of Anopheles cruzii, 851 nucleotides long. It is a transcript of the gene RpL19, whose product is annotated as 60S ribosomal protein L19. NCBI's taxonomy places the organism in Eukaryota, Metazoa, Arthropoda, Insecta, Diptera, Culicidae. The transcript is spliced from 3 exons. Gene Ontology annotation, molecular function: RNA binding; structural constituent of ribosome. The record is from RefSeq and is a predicted model, not a curated record. Gene Ontology annotation, cellular component: ribosome; cytosolic large ribosomal subunit. Gene Ontology annotation, biological process: translation. Bases 46 to 654 code for a protein of 202 amino acids.
AACUUCAGCUUUCUUUCUAUUUGGGCCGAGGAAGAGAUCAGCAACAUGAGCUCCCUCAAGCUACAGAAGAGGCUGGCAGCCUCGGUGAUGCGAUGUGGCAAGAAGAAGGUCUGGUUGGAUCCGAAUGAAAUCAACGAAAUUGGAAACACCAAUUCUCGGCAAAACAUCCGUAAACUGAUCAAGGAUGGUCUGAUCAUCAAGAAGCCGGUGGUGGUGCACUCGCGGUACCGCGUUCGCAAGAACACGAUCGCCCGCCGCAAGGGACGUCACUGCGGUUACGGCAAGAGGAAAGGUACGGCCAACGCUCGUAUGCCGCGCAAGCUGCUGUGGAUGAACCGCAUGCGCGUGCUGCGCCGCCUGCUGAAGAAGUACCGCGAGGCAAAGAAGAUCGAUCGUCACCUGUACCACGAUCUGUACAUGCGCGCAAAGGGUAACGUGUUCAAGAACAAGCGCAUCCUGAUGGAGCACAUCCACAAGCGGAAGGCGGAGAAGGCGCGCAGCAAGAUGUUGAACGAUCAGGCCGAGGCCAAGCGUAACAAGGUGCGAGAGGCCCGCAAGCGCCGCGAGGAGCGUAUCGCCAACAAGAAACAGGAGCUGCUGCAGACCAUCGCGAAGGAGGACGAAACGGCGCACGUCACCACUGGCAAGAAGUAAGCGGAUUCCUGGCGGGUUAGUGGCAGCAGGGGAGAGUGUGUGGAGCACGCGGAAUGGCGAUUAUACUGUGUAUUCUUAAGAAAGUUUGAAAUAUGUUUCCUCCUCACGUGGGCCGACCGGCACGCCAGAUUGUCCAUCCAUCGUCCGGUCAUCCCUUGGGUACAAAUAUAUUUCAUCCCUUUGCGGAAAAAGUAAAA